Messenger RNA from Leishmania mexicana MHOM/GT/2001/U1103, 2109 nucleotides. RefSeq lists its product as uncharacterized. The record is from RefSeq and is a predicted model, not a curated record. Lineage: Eukaryota; Euglenozoa; Kinetoplastea; Trypanosomatida; Trypanosomatidae. The annotation marks the transcript as partial. The transcript has a single exon.
CUUGCUGACCAGGCGAAACCAGACUGCGCGGUGUUGCGUGUCGCGGAAGAGGCGGCGGCAGCGCGCGUGCAGGAGCUGGUGGACGAAGACGCAAGCGCCGAGGAGGAGGCGGCGCAGGCGCGUGCGGCGGUGCUGAAGCGGUACCCCAUGUGCGCACGCGACGUGACGGAGGCGGUGGGCAAGGACGCCAUGUUCGCGUCACUGGCUGCGCGCCACGCGGGUCUGCUGUCAGACCCUGCAGCCAACAGAGAACCGCUGGCUGACGUGGAAGAUCUCAUGCGCCAGCGCGGUGUGGAAGUGGAGACCGGGCGCCGGCAGCAACGCCGACGCCGCCCUGCCAACCCUCCACGCCUGCUGGACAUGAAUGACGUGGCGCUGGAGAGCGGCGAGCUGGACGACUACCACAGCCGCCGCCACCGCCAUCGCCGCGUCCGCAUCCUGGACGUGCAGGAGGUACCGACUGACAUUGCCGGCGAGGUGCACGAGCAGCAGGACGAGGCGAAGCUGCCGCCCAGGUCACGCCACGCUGCAGCGCUGCGCCACAGCGACCCGUACUACCAAGAGCUGGUGGCGCUGCGCGCCUCGCUGGUGAGGGAGGACGAGGCCGUCAACGCUGACAGCAUUCGGUGUGUGGAAGAGCAGAUGAAGGACCGCGUGGCGCAGCUGAACAGCGACGCGGCGCGAGCGCGUGCGGCGGAGAUGCGCGCGGAGGCGGCGCUGGAGGCACGCUACCCGUUCCUCGGCCCCACCAUGGCGGGCGAGAUGCUCGCGGCGGCACGCGUGGAGGACGACGCCGUGUUCGUGGGUCUGGCGACCGAGCACGCGUCGCUCAAGGCGACGCCGACGACGCCGCGGCAGGUGCUGGCAUGUGUGGAGCAGGGGAUGCGUGCGCGCGCGAGCGAGCUGGUGGCGGAGCAGGCGCGCGACGAGGAGGCGCUGCGCGAGAGGCUGCCGUUUGUGGGGGCGCUGCCUGGGGGCGUUACGCUGCGCGAGCUGGACAUGGCCAACGACCCGGACGUGAAGCCGUUGCUGGCGCAGCUGGAGGAGCUGGUCAAGGACCACCCGGCGGCGGCGAAGGGGCCGGAGGCGUGGCGACUGAAGAAGGCGAUCGGCGAGCUGGCGCGCCGUGCUGCGGAGGACGAGGCCGAGCGCACGCGCCAUGGCCUCGUGGACGCGGAGGGGGUGCACGAGCGCUUCCCGUUUCUGCCGGAGGAGCCGGUGCCGGGUGUGUCGCUAGCGGAGGCGGGCGUGAUGGACGACCCCGAGUUCCGCACGCUGGCGAACGCGCUGGUGGGCCUGCGCAGGGAUGCGUCUGCUGAGGAGACUGCUAAAGUCGUUUAUCAGCACAGCGUGGCCGAGGUGGCAAUGCGUCUGGCUAGCGCGAAGCUGCGCGCGACGGAGGAGGCGCAGGCGCACUACCCGUUCCUGUCGAAGCGCGUCGCGGGCGUGCCGCUGAGCGAGCUGCCGCUGGCGCAGGACGAGCUGUUCCAGGCGCUGGUGGCGCAGCGCGCGCCGCUCGUGGGGAGUCCGCGCACAAACGCGGCACGGCUGCACGCGGUGGAGGCACGCGCCCAGGACCGUGCGCGCGAGCUCGCGGAUGCCAAGAGCAAGCUGGACGGCCUGCGCAAUGCUGCAGAUGACGAGGUGCGGGCGCGCAACCCGUUCCUGCCGCACAGCGACGUGCGCGGCGUGCCGCUGCGCGAGCUGGGCCUGUCGCGGGACCCCGAGUACGCGCGGCUGAUGGACCGCCGCCUGAAGCUGAAGGAGCGGCCGGUGGAGAAUGCGGCGGAGCUGACUGCGGUGGAGGCGCGCCUGAAGGAGCGCGCUACGGAGGUGGCGGAGGCAAAGCUCGUGGCGGAGACGGAGCUGCGAGCCAAGUACCCGACUGUGGCGACGGCACCCGGGGCGGCGAUGCUGUCGUCGUUGGAGCUGACGCUGGACCCGCGGCUGGCGCAGCUCGAGCAGCAGUGCGUGGCGCUUGCUGACCAGGCGAAACCAGACUGCGCGGUGUUGCGUGUCGCGGAAGAGGCGGCGGCAGCGCGCGUGCAGGAGCUGGUGGAUGAAGAUGCAAGCGCCGAGGAGGAGGCGGCGCAGGCGCGUGCGGCGGUG